CAUUUCAAUCCACUAGAGGUUGCGUUAAUCCGAAAAAGUAGGUUACGGAUUUCAUUGCCGUUUUGAGUCAGUCGGAAGAGCUUGGUAUUUGUUCUCGUUUUGACUCUCCGGCUUCGGACAUAAAUGGACAAACACGUGUCUUGAAAAUGGCGUCCAGCGAUAAUGCCUCAACCCAAAGUCAAGCUGGUGGUGACAGGAGAUGAUUUUGGGUACUGUCCAAAAAGGAACCAGGGGAUAGUGGAUUGUUUCCAAGCCGGGGGCAUUUCUAAUGUGUCCCUUCUGGUUAACGCCUCCUCGGCGAAAGAAGCGACAGAGCUGGCCAAAAGACAUCACAUUCCCAUCGGCCUCCAUGCCAACCUCUCAGAGGGUCUACCAGUGAGCCAGGGUCUGAAACGGGGCUCCACUCUCCUCAACAAGGAUGGCUUCUUCCAUGGCAAGAUGGGUUUCAGAAAGGCAUUACAGAGUGGCCUGGUCAACAUGACAGAGGUGGAGCUGGAGCUGAGGGCUCAGGUGAGGCUGUUUGGCGAGCUGAUGGGUUAUCUGCCCUGUCACAUGGACGGGCACCAACACAUUCAUGUCUUGCCAGAGGUGUGCGAGGUGUUUGCCCAGGUGCUGUCUGACUGUGGGAUCUCCUACACACGUGUUCCUGUGGAGCGUGGUCUACACUCGUGUCCCUGGCUGUCCCCUGUCCUCAGAGACUUCUACAUGCAGGUAGAGAAGGACGCGCUGGAGUCUAUCCCCGUGUUCAGACGACAUGGCAUCAGAUGGCCUGAUGUCUAUCUAGGUUUGACCACCAUGGGUCACAACAUGUCAGUCCCCAACCUCAGACGAGCCUUCAGCCAUGCCCUGGAACGAGACCUGGGUGUCUCACUGUCGCCCCCUGGGGGUGAAAGUAAAAACAGGACAAACACCACAGAGCGGCCCGUGCUGACGGCAGAGCUCAUGGUGCACCCUGGGUAUCCCAGCCACCCCGAGGAGGGCGGGUGUGGGGAGGGGCCGGACGACUUCUCCCAGUCGGCUGACAGGCAGCAGGAGUUGACCACCCUGAAGGACCCAGCCCUACUGGCUUUCUACACCCAGGAGAGAGUCCAACUCUGUGCCUUCAGGGACCUCUGAGGCCCCUACCCCUCGCGCUCAGGGGUAGGGUUGGUGAAUUCCCAAAACUUUUAUCUGGUGUUUCAUAAAUCUCAAUUGAAGAAUUACAGGUUUGAAUUUUGCUGCUUAUUCCCAGAAUUAUUCAAAUGGGAUUUUUUUUAAAAACCCAGAGCAUUUUGGGAAAGUUUUGUGAUCCUACCCCUGAGUCCCCCACUCAGGGGUCAAAUUCCAAUAUCCACACUUACUGCCACACUAUCUAUCCAAUACAUGGCUUCCCGAGGCCGGUGGGAGGAGCUAUAGGAGGACAGGCUCGUUGUAAUGGCCGGAAUAGAAUGGAAUCAAACCUGGAUUCUAUAUCUUUGAUGUGUCCGAUACCGUUCCAUGAUUCCAUUCCAACCAUUACAAUGAGCCCGCCCUCCUAUAGCUCCUCCCACCAGCCCCCUCUAAUGGCUUUGUUCUGAGUAUUUAGAACACAUUUCCAAUACAUUGCUUCAUUCUGAGUGGUAAGCUUGGGUAGAUAUUGGAAUUGGACUCCUCUGCUGCUCUUUCAUUGGUGCAACCUUACCUCCAAACCACCAGGCGGCGCCACUAUUUUCUGUGAAGCACAAUCCUAUUUUUUGACAGUGUUUAUUACAGACAAGGCAGUUGCUUUCCAAUCAUCUCAGGUGAGAGAGACAAGCACAAAAAUCACUAUGCUCUCUCUCAUCCCAAAGCGAACCUCAAGUCAGCUGAUCACACAGGAAGGUGUCAACAGAAGAAUAACUGCCAAAAGAGCGUGGCCCACAUAGGGCUUGCCUAUAGCAUAUUAUAUUUUAAACAUGGGCAUGUAGUAAUGUUCUCGUUUUUAAAAGAACAAUCCUGUAUAUAUUUCUUUAUUUGUGUCACACAAUUUAUUUAAUGAUAUCACAAGAAUGGUUCUGAAAUGCCCAACUGACUAUAAUGGAUGUAUGAAUAAAUGAAAGGUGACAGAAAACCUCA
Messenger RNA from Oncorhynchus gorbuscha (pink salmon), 2073 nucleotides. It is a transcript of the gene ydjc, whose product is annotated as YdjC chitooligosaccharide deacetylase homolog. NCBI's taxonomy places the organism in Eukaryota, Metazoa, Chordata, Actinopteri, Salmoniformes, Salmonidae. The coding region runs from base 163 to 1116 and encodes 317 amino acids. Gene Ontology annotation, molecular function: deacetylase activity. The record is from RefSeq and is a predicted model, not a curated record. The transcript is spliced from 6 exons. Gene Ontology annotation, biological process: carbohydrate metabolic process.